AUGGUGGGGGAGGGCCCCUACCUCAUCUCUGAUCUGGACCGGCGAGGCCACCGCAGAUCCUUUGCAGAGAGAUACGACCCCAGCCUGAGAACCCUGAUCCCAGUGAGGCCCCACGCAAAGCGGGCGCCCAACCCCGUGGAUGACGCGGGACUGCUCUCCUUUGCCACGUUCUCCUGGCUCACACCAGUGAUGGUGAGCGGUUACAAGCGCACGCUGACGGCGGACACCCUGCCCCCGCUGUCCCCGUACGACGCAUCCGACACCAACGCCAAAAGAUUUCGAAUGCUGUGGGAGGAAGAGGUGGAAAGAGAGGGUCCUGAGAAAGCCUCUCUGGGCCGAGUGGUCUGGAGGUUCCAGAGGACCCGCGUGUGGGUGGACAUAGUGGCCAACAUCCUGUGCAUCGUCAUGGCCGCCAUCGGGCCGACGGUUCUCAUUCACCAAAUCCUCUGGCAGACCGAGAGCGCCGCCGGGGACGUCUGGGUGGGCGUUGGCCUGUGCGUAGCCCUCUUUGCCACCGAGUUCACCAAAGUCCUCUUCUGGGCCCUUGCCUGGGCCAUCAAUUACCGCACGGCGAUCCGGCUGAAGGUGGCUGUCUCCACCCUGGUUUUCGAGCACCUCAUGUCCUUCAAGAUGCUGACACAUGUCUCAGUGGGCGAGGUGCUCAAUAUACUAUCGAGCGAUAGCUAUUCCCUGUUUGAAGCUGCCUUGUUUUGUCCCCUGCCAGCCACCAUCCCCAUCCUCAUGGCUGUGUGUGCGGUGUACUCCUUUUUCAUCCUGGGUCCCACGGCUCUCAUCGGGAUAUCUGUGCACAUCACGUUCGUCCCCAUCCAGGUGGUUAUGGCGAAGCUCAAUUCGGCUUUCCGACGAGCGGCAAUUUCGGUGACAGACAAGCGGGUUCAGACAAUGAGUGAGCUUGUGACCUGCAUCAAGCUGAUUAAAAUGUACGCCUGGGAGAAGCCCUUCACCAAGACCGUCCGAGAUAUAAGGCAGCGGGAGCGGAAGUUGCUGGAAAAAGCUGGGCUCGUCCAGAGCGGGAACUCGGCCCUGGCCCCCAUCGCGUCCACCAUGGCCAUUGUGCUGACGUUCACCGGCCACGUGCUGCUGGGCCACCGGCUCACCGCUGCCGUGGCAUUCAGCGUGAUCGCCAUGUUCAACGUGAUGAAGUUCUCCAUCGCCAUCCUGCCGUUCUCCAUCAAGGCGGCGGCCGAAGCCAGUGUCUCUCUCAGGAGGAUGAAGAAAAUUCUCAUAGCGCAAAGCCCCCCGUCUUACAUCGCCCAGCCGGAAGGCCCAGACACUGCCUUGCUUUUAGCAAAUGCCACCCUGACAUGGGAGCAAGACGCCAGCAGGACAGGCGACCCAAAGAAAGGGGAGACCCAGAAAAAACGUUUUCUCAAAACGCAGCGGCGGGAGGCCUGCAGCCCGAGCCCCGCGGCCCAGGGGGUCGCCAGCCUGGAGGAGCAGAGGGGCGGCGGCCAGGCGGCGCUGCGCAACAUCAGCUUCGUGGUGAGGAAGGGGAAGGUCUUGGGGAUCUGCGGGAACGUCGGCAGCGGGAAGAGCUCCCUCAUUGCCGCUCUCCUGGGGCAGAUGCGGUUACAACAGGGGGUCGUGGCGGUCAGCGGGACCCUGGCCUACGUGUCCCAGCAGGCAUGGAUCUUCCACGGAAGUGUACGAGAGAACAUACUGUUUGGAGCGAAGUACGAGCAACAGAGGUACCUGCGUGCGGUCCGGGUCUGCGCCCUGCAGGAGGACCUGAGAGGCUUGCCUUACGGGGACCUGACCGAGAUCGGGGAGCGGGGCCUCAACCUCUCCGGGGGCCAGAGGCAGCGGAUCGGCCUGGCCCGCGCCGUCUACUCCGACCGUGACGUCUACCUGCUGGACGACCCCCUGUCGGCCGUGGACGCCCACGUGGGGCAGCACGUCUUUGAGGAGUGCAUCCGGAAGACGCUCCGGGGCAAGACGGUCGUCCUGGUGACCCACCAGCUGCAGUUCUUGGAGUCCUGCGACGAAGUCAUUUUGCUGGAGGACGGAGAGAUUUGUGAGAAGGGAACCCACAAGGAGCUCAUGGAGGGGCGAGGGCGCUACGCGAAACUGGUGCACAACCUCCGCGGGCUGCAAUUCAAGGACCCCGAGCACCUUUACAACGCGGCGAUGGUGGAAGCCCCCAAGGAGAGCCCUGAGGACACAGAGGAAGGGGCUGUUCCGGCUCCAGGGGAGGAGAAAGAGGAAGGAAAAGAGCCUGACACAGACUCAGAAUUCUUAGGCAUCAAAGACUCUCUGCACCAGCUGGUCCAGACCAGAGCCCCCCGGGAAGGAACCGUGACCUGGAAGACGUAUCACACGUACAUUAAGGCGGCUGGAGGCUACCUCCUCUCCCUCUUCACUGUGUCCCUCUUCCUCCUGAUGAUCGGCAGCUCCGCCUUCAGCAACUGGUGGCUGGGCUUCUGGUUAGACCAGCGCUCCCAGGCGACCUGCGGGCCUCAGGGCAACGAGAGCUCGUGCAAGCAGGACGCCGUGCUGGCGGGCACGGGGCUGCCUGUGUUCCCGUGGGUGUAUGUGGGCAGCAUGGUGUCCGUGCUGCUGUUUGGCAUCGCCAAAGGGUUCACCUUCACCAAGACCACCCUGAUGGCGUCCUCCUCGCUGCACGACCACACGUUCGACAAGAUUGUGCAGAGCCCCAUGCGCUUCUUCGACGUGACUCCCAGCGGCAGGCUCAUGAACCAGUUCUCCAAGGACAUGGACGAGCUGGACGUGCGGCUGCCCUUCCACACAGAGAACUUCCUGCAGCAGCUCUUCAUGGUGCUGUCCAUCCUCGUGGUCCUGGGGGCCGUGUUCCCUGCCGUCCUGCUCGUCCUGGCCGGCCUGGCCGUCGGCUUCUGGGUGCUUCUACGCAUUUUCCACCGAGGGAUCCGGGAGCUCAAGACGGUGGAGAACAUCAGCCGGGCCCCCUGGUUCUCGCACGUCACCUCGUCCAUGCAGGGCCUGGGCGUCAUCCACGCCUACGACGGGAAGGAGGACUGCAUCAGCAAGUUUAAGACGCUCAAUGAUGAAAACUCCAGCCACCUCCUGUACUUCAACUGCGCUCUCAGGUGGUUUGCUCUGAGAAUGGAUAUCCUCAUGAACAUCGUCACCUUCAUUGUGGCCUUGUUGGUGACGCUGAGUUUCCCCGCCAUCAGCGCUUCGUCCAAAGGCUUGUCAUUGUCCUACAUCAUCCAGCUCAGCGGGCUGCUCCAGGUGUGCGUGCGGACCGGCACGGAGACCCAGGCCAAGUUCACCUCCGUGGAGCUGCUCAGGGAAUACAUCUCGACCUGUGUCCCGGAGAGCGCGCAGCCCCUCCAGGUGGGGACCUGCCCCCAGGACUGGCCCAGCCAGGGGGAGAUAACAUUCAGAGACUAUCGGAUGCGAUACAGAGACAGCGCCCCCCUUGUCCUCGACGGGCUGAACCUGAACAUCCGGAGCGGGCAGACAGUCGGGAUUGUCGGAAGGACCGGUUCCGGAAAGUCGUCUCUGGGAGUGGCCUUGUUCCGUCUGGUGGAGCCUGCCGGCGGCGCCAUCCUCAUCGACCAGGUGGACAUCUCCACGGUCGGCUUGGAGGACCUCCGGACCAGGCUGACUGUGAUCCCCCAGGACCCUGUCCUGUUUGUAGGUACAGUAAGGUACAACCUGGAUCCCUUUGAGAGGCACACGGACGAGAUGCUCUGGCAGGUUCUGGAAAGAACGUUCAUGAAAGACACAAUAAUGAAAUUCCCGGAGAAAUUAGAGGCAGAAGUCACAGAAAACGGAGAAAACUUCUCGGUAGGGGAACGGCAGCUGCUUUGUAUGGCCCGAGCACUCCUCCGUAAUUCAAAAAUCAUCCUCCUCGACGAGGCCACGGCCUCCAUGGACUCCAAGACCGACAGCCUCGUCCAGUGCACCGUCAAGGACGCCUUCGCGGGCUGCACGGUGCUGACCAUCGCCCACCGCCUCAACACCGUCCUCAACUGCGACCUCGUCCUGGUCAUGGACGGCGGGAAGGUGGUCGAGUUUGACAGGCCCGAAGUCCUUGCUGAGAACCCAGAUUCUGCGUUUGCGACGUUGCUAGCAGCAGAAAACAAAGUCCGACUGUGA
Messenger RNA from Pteronotus mesoamericanus, 4104 nucleotides. RefSeq names its product ATP-binding cassette sub-family C member 12-like. The record is from RefSeq and is a predicted model, not a curated record. NCBI's taxonomy places the organism in Eukaryota, Metazoa, Chordata, Mammalia, Chiroptera, Mormoopidae. The transcript is spliced from 29 exons. Gene Ontology annotation, molecular function: ATP binding; ATP hydrolysis activity; ABC-type transporter activity. Gene Ontology annotation, cellular component: membrane. Gene Ontology annotation, biological process: transmembrane transport. Bases 1 to 4104 code for a protein of 1367 amino acids.